ACGAUGCGCGAGUACAAAGUGGUGGUGCUGGGCUCGGGCGGGGUAGGCAAAUCCGCCCUGACCGUGCAGUUCGUGACCGGCACCUUCAUCGAGAAAUACGACCCCACGAUCGAGGACUUCUACCGCAAGGAGAUCGAGGUGGACUCGUCGCCGUCGGUGCUGGAGAUCCUGGACACCGCGGGCACCGAGCAGUUCGCGUCCAUGCGGGACCUGUACAUCAAAAACGGCCAGGGCUUCAUCCUCGUGUACAGCCUGGUCAACCAGCAGAGCUUCCAGGACAUCAAGCCCAUGCGGGACCAGAUCAUCCGAGUGAAGCGGUAUGAGAAAGUGCCAGUCAUCUUGGUUGGGAAUAAAGUGGACCUGGAGAGUGAGAGAGAAGUGUCCUCCAAUGAAGGCCGAGCCCUUGCGGAAGAAUGGGGCUGCCCCUUUAUGGAGACUUCUGCCAAGAGUAAAACAAUGGUGGACGAACUCUUUGCAGAAAUCGUGAGGCAGAUGAACUAUGCUGCUCAGCCUGACAAAGAUGAUCCAUGCUGUUCUGCCUGUAACAUACAAUAGCAUCCAACUCUGGCUGUCCUGGUCAGGAUUUGCCCGGUAUCGUAGGCGAUAGAAACUUCGUCUACUCCAUCACAGAGUUGGCAGGAUGCAUAGUGUGAAUCUCCAGUGCACUGCAGCUCUAUUCACAAACGAGCAGUGACUGUCAGCCGAUGUCUCUGAGUACAUUUGGGUUCAGUACCUACAGUUUUCACCAUCGUCCUCAGUCUCCUUUGUGCAUCUGCAACUUGAAGGCAUAGCCCAUCCAUCUACAGGGUGAUCUAGUUUGAAAACGUUGACGGCGUUGUCGCCGAGUUGACAGAAGCACCUGUUGUAUAAAUUUAAAAUAAUUAUGAGGGAGAAAACAGAAGAAUUC
Messenger RNA from Marmota flaviventris (yellow-bellied marmot), 907 nucleotides. RefSeq names its product RAP2A, member of RAS oncogene family (gene Rap2a). Gene Ontology annotation, cellular component: membrane. The record is from RefSeq and is a predicted model, not a curated record. Gene Ontology annotation, biological process: Rap protein signal transduction. Gene Ontology annotation, molecular function: GTPase activity; GTP binding. Lineage: Eukaryota; Metazoa; Chordata; Mammalia; Rodentia; Sciuridae.